Messenger RNA from Schistosoma margrebowiei, 759 nucleotides. NCBI's taxonomy places the organism in Eukaryota, Metazoa, Platyhelminthes, Trematoda, Strigeidida, Schistosomatidae. The record is from the annotation of a GenBank genome assembly.
AUGAUAUCUACGUUUUCAUUUGGUCAGUUGGUAACGAUUUAUUCAUUCAUUGUCCAUACAUGGGAAUUUUUCGACUGUAAUGAAUUUUGUGAAAACGCUCGUUUACUUAGUCAAGCAAAAGUAAUUUUCCAAAGUGAUACACAUAAAUAUUCUCAUUAUUAUCACUAUUCCCAGUUCAUUCGUUCUAAUCAGCCCUCUCCAAUUGUUAGCGAAAAUUUUGAAAAAUUGGAUAAUGCGAAGGAAAUAACACUGAAAUCCCCCUUGACAUUUUACGGUGCUGAUCUCAACUCAGUAUAUAUAGAUACUCACGGUGAAAUUUCUGUGGGACAACAUGGUGAUUUAAGAGUAAUUAUGAAUUCUAUCUACGGCAAUUUUGUGUGUGAAACUGAGAUUUUGAAUGAGGAUGAUACAUUGAAGGCAAUGCAUCUGAUACACUCGAAUGGGAAGAUAUAUUUCUAUUUUGAGAACAUUCCUAGUGGAUUUGAGAGAAACCUUGUUUUGUCGAGGAUUUUUUAUUAUAUCGCGUGUGAAAACGUUUAUAAAGGGCCUGAAGCAGAUGUUCCUUCUGAAUGGAUCACAAAUGGAACACUAGUGGAAUAUGAAGUUCUUGGGGAUUGCCCAAAACACAAUUCGUUUGCAGCAUGUCAUGAUGCAACAACAUCAAGCACAAAGUGUCUUUGGUGUGAGAAAGCCAAUGCAUGCAUUACUAGAAGUGAUAAGGACGUUCAUGACUUCAAAGUAAAUGGUUGCCAGGUUGAA